This is a messenger RNA of Zasmidium cellare ATCC 36951, 2238 nucleotides long. RefSeq lists its product as uncharacterized. The transcript has a single exon. Gene Ontology annotation, cellular component: extrinsic component of intraperoxisomal membrane. Gene Ontology annotation, biological process: peroxisome inheritance. NCBI's taxonomy places the organism in Eukaryota, Fungi, Ascomycota, Dothideomycetes, Mycosphaerellales, Mycosphaerellaceae. The record is from RefSeq and is a predicted model, not a curated record. Bases 1 to 2238 code for a protein of 745 amino acids.
AUGUCGACCACGGCGCCGUCCACCCCAGAAAACACACCCCGCAAGGUCGCCCUGAAUCGCUCCUUUACCCUGCCAGCCAAAGUCGCGACAUCGAGUCGAACGAACCCAACCGCCGAGAUAGGAGCUGCAGAAGGGAUAGAAACACUCUACGUACACCCGAACUGCAAGGUCAUCAAGUUCACAAGUGCGUCAAGACCAGGUAGCAGCGGUGGAACCCCGAGUCCAAGUGGCAGCAGUAGCAAUGGCAAGCUGCCAUGGGCUACUUUGACAGAGCAGACGCUGGCUGCAGGUCCACUGGAGAUAUAUCGCGUACCUGGGUCAGUCUCGUUUCUACAUUCGGGAGCUUUGCUGCAUGCGAUCUUGCCCAGAAGCAACUGCUGGUGCGUUGAUGGUGUAAGCAAGUUUGCGAUGAGGGUUCUACCGGACACAUACUAUCGCAUCGAACUACCUGGAGAUACACCUGAAGAUUUGGAGAAGAUUGAAGAAUGCAAGCAAACUUUGAAGAAGGUACUGCACUACGAACGUACUCCCUGCCCUUUCGCUCGUACCUUUACAGUCGACCUUCCAGAAGAAUUGGAAGUCAAGAAGACGCGACGAAGGCGAAGCCACGGUGCUGCGAGGAAGUGGAAGUUGGAUCGCGCAUACAGCUGGAAACCAGAAGAUGGCGUGGAGCCGCAAAGUAGAGUCAGCGAAGAGUCGUCAGGGAGUGCAGCAGGCUCCGAUGAGGAAGAAGGCUCGAGUUCGAACGAGGAUACACGAUCAGAGGCAUCGGAAAGCCGCGAUGCUGUCAACGAAUUGCCCAUCCAAACCCCAUCCAGACCCAGCGUCAAAGAACGAGCACGAGGCUUCAAUCUGCGAUCUGUCACGGCGCCUGCUAAAGUGUCGUUGCCAGCGCCAUCCACGCCUACACCAAGGCUGAGCACGAGGAUCCCCGUAGACGCUCGGCUACAGUCUAGGGACAGAUCAAGGUCGCCUAUGCAACAGGAAGCAGAAGAACCUAGUAGUGGUCAAACAUCGCUGAGACCCUUCCAAUCGAUUCCUACCGACAUGCCGCCUUCCCCUCCAGACUCAAGCGCAGGAAUCGACUUUACUACGGAGCACCCACCACGGACAGCGUUUCCUGAUGCAUCAACGUCGGUUGACGUGCAUGAAGCGUCGUUCAUCAGUGACUCUUCUGCACGCGACACAGAUAUGUCUGCUAAUUCCGCUACAGCCCUGAAGAAGGAUUGUGUCGAAGAAGCUGCUAAACAUGUUGCGGGAAGAUCGGAGGGCUCGCUUCCAGAAGCCGGCCAAUUGGAUUCGACAGCUUUCGCGGUGCAAAACAGUGAGGCGGAAGACGGUACGCCAAACUCCAUAUUAAUUGCAUCUGCAGCGUCACAGGAGGAAGACAUAUUUGUCACUUACAGCAGCCGUGAAGGAGUCAACCCGGAACGUGGGAACCACGAGUCCCUUCAUGACUCGAGUGCACUUGAGUCAGGUAGCGUGGGAGAUCAGUCCGCCUUACUUUCAUCACACGCAGGGCGACGCGAAGGUGAACCAGAGAACGGCCCAGAUCCUGCUGCUGGCGAUGAACUGUCAAGAUGCCACGAGGAAGAGAACUCUGCUAUUAGCGAAGCCGACAAUGACGUCGAGAACGAUGCCGGCCAAGAACAAUUAAGACCGGUCUCCAUACCAGGCCAAGAGCCUGCGGUCGAGCCUGCGGUCAAGCCAGACCCUUAUGCACAGAUCCAGGCGAGGAUACAGGCGAGGAGAAGCAUUGGAGGGACGACCUCCUUCCAUCCAACAAGAAAGAGUCCAACCAGACAAUCGACCUCGUCCACCGCCUCUUCAGCAUCGCUGUCAUCGAUGAGAUCAGGCCUAAGCCGGCGCAGUGGCUCCUCUCAACCACAGCAGCAAGCUCUUGCCAGCGCUCUAGUACGCAAGGCAUGUGCAGUGUUCCUUGGACCACCGGCCCACCUAGUUGUGAUCAUGCUUCGGAUUGCGGCAAGAUUUGCGAAAGGAGCGCUGCCGUCUUCUCUGAUGUUCGAGUCUCCUGCAGGCAUGACUAAGCGUGUACCUGGCAGCUUCGACUUGGAAGGGAGCGAUGUUGAGGACUUUGAUCUUGACGAUAUGGAUUGGGAAGAGGAUGACUUUGGGGUGCCGCUGCGCAGUCCGAUCAGAUUGGCGAUGAACGAUGCUGUGUCCAGAGAGCUUGGCGAGAAUUCACUGCUUCGUGAACGCAAGGCAUGGGAUGGUUGA